Messenger RNA from Cryptotermes secundus, 5664 nucleotides. RefSeq lists its product as uncharacterized. Lineage: Eukaryota; Metazoa; Arthropoda; Insecta; Blattodea; Kalotermitidae. The coding region runs from base 207 to 4910 and encodes 1567 amino acids. The transcript has 8 exons. The record is from RefSeq and is a predicted model, not a curated record.
UGGUGUGUUGCAUCCAAUGAGAAGAAAAUAGAAAAUGGAAGCAACGAAGAAGAUUGUUGUGGGAUGCUAGACCAUUAAAGGCGAUUAUUGUGGUUUUCUGAGGUCGCAAGUGAUGAUAGUAAUUUCUGAUUAUGUUUACAGAAAGGAAAAUAAAUAGGUUACAUUAAUUUUAUUUCAAAUUGCAAUGAGUUGUAUUUUAAUAAACAAUGGCAGACGAUCAAACAUCACAACAAACACGAGUUCUCCUCUUAAAUGGACAAACUAUUAUUUUGCAAGGAGACGCAGGUGAUAAUUCCAUAAAUGAAAUAAACGCCGACUUAUUGCAACAGGCAUUACAGGAAGUGUCUACAGCAACAGAAGACGCAGUCGAAGAAACUAGCGAUGAAUACAACGCACCAGUACCUGGAACUGAAGAUGGUAAUGACAAUUUAGUGGCAAUAUUUCAGGGGGAUCAGGGUGAAACACACACUAUUCAGUUGACAGUGGAACAGGCCGAAGCCUUAGGUCUGCAUUUCUCCGUUGAUGACGAUAAAACAAUCGAACCUGAUAUAUCCGAACAUGCGGCAGACAAUAAUUUGUACAUAUCCGAUGACUCGAGUACACAACUGGUAUAUUCUGAGGAGGCAAAACAGAACUCUAGUGAGGUUAUGUUUGAGAAUGAAUUGGUUACAAAUACGUCUUGUGCGGAUGUGGUACAAAGUAGCAGAAAUGUUGAUAACAAUAGUCAGAUGUUGGAAUCAUCAGGGGAAGGAAUGGGCGUCCUAUCAUCGACUGUUAGCCCUCUCAUCAGUGAUCAGAAUCAACCAAUAACAUUAAUACCGCAGUUUGUAGAUGGACAGAUGACAUACACGGUUAAAAUUCCGGAAGAUCAAGAUGAAGGCAGCAUCCUUCAUAAUAGGCAGUUUACAAAUAUUGACAAAGAAUUAAAAAGUGGACCUCCUGCAGUAAGUCUUCAGCAAACAAAUGUAGGGGUUACAUUAAGUAAUAUAACUAGUUUUGCCAGAAUGCCAUUGCCUUCAGUGAGAUGCAGUACCACGACAAGUGCAACAAUUCCAACUGUGCCAUCUGUGCAGCAGUCUGUGUCUUUACCUAUAUCAUCACUGCAGCAACCUGUGAAUGAACCAGUGUCAUCAGUACAACAGCCUGUAUCAGCACCACUAUCAUCUGUCCAACAGACUGUAUCCUUGAGUAAUUAUCAGUGCUCUAGAAUGAGCACAUCAGACAUGUCAGCAGAAAAACAGACCAAAGUAUCAUAUGUUAUUCUACCUGGAAACAACACUAGUACAAGUUCUUCUCUAACUACAAAAUGUAGCGAUACACCACUAGGAAGGCUUUCUUCAUCAUUUGUAUCAUCUGGCAGAAACCAGUCUAUUAAUCCGAACAGCCUGGAAUCGGCCAGUCUGAAAAACGCUGUCUCACUUCCAUUGGUUCUUUCAACAACAAAUUCAGCAAUUCCCACACAGGUGGUUGCUGAUACUAAUUCCAGCCCACUUGUAAGUUCAUCGUCAAGCAUAUUGGCACCUGUGGCAACAAGCACAUCUGCUCCUGGUGGAAUGAUCAGAGUGGUGGCAGGAGGAGCGACUAACCGGACAUUACAAUCUGUAAUAAACAAUAACACCAAUAAAUUGACCAGUAUCCUUGCUCCGUCAUCAGGGAGGCUGAUAGCCAGUGCAAGUAAUGUUACAACAGCACCAAAGAUUGUUUCCAUCACUCCAUCUUCAGUCAGCAAAACUCCAACAAUGGCAACUCCAGAAGUGUCAAACAUGGUUUCAGCCGUUCUUACGCGAAUGCCUGUGCCAAACUUCAAUUCAGCAAAACCACUAGGCUCAAGUGAAAAUCCUAUACAGUUGGUGCAGCAUGGUCAAACAUUUCACAGUGUACAGUCUUUGACACAAGAGCAGUUGCGGCAGAUAGCGACAGUUUUGCAGCAGCAGCACCUGGAAUCAGCCCCUCGAACAAAGAAUGUAGUUUAUGAUGCUGAAACCAAUACACGCAUCAUAUACAGGGUUGUAUAUCCAGAGGAUUUGGACUUGCGGGAUCCUCGAUCACCUGAUAGCAAGGGGACAGGCUUGAAUACAAGUUUGGGCUCAGGCUCAAGCAGAGGACGGGGACGAAGAGGACGGCCUCCUAAGUCAAAUAUGAGAGGUGGUCCUGGUAGGGGUUUGGAUGGAAGCUCUGGACGCAGGGUGGGAGUAAAUGCUGGCUCAGGUGAUAUGGACUUUGAUGAGGAUAGGCUUGUUCUUGAUGAUACAGCUAAGGGUGAGAGAAAAAAGCAGUUGGCACGCACAAGAUCCGGGCGUUUGUCUCGUCCACCUAGACACAUGGUGAAGGAUUAUAAGAGGCUACAUCAUCUUGACUUCGCUGAUGCUGAUCUAGAUGACUCAGAUGGAGGAUACUCAGACUACCAGAUGAGUGAGCAUGAGGCUGAGGAUCCACCAGAGAAGGCUGACAGCAAGGAGUUGUUACCAGGAUUAGCAGUACCGAAGCGCAAGAUCUCGUCACAUUUCCGUUGUCCAACAUGUCAGAAGAUAUACCUUGGAUAUAGCCGAAUGUCUCGGCACUUUGAAAUGUAUCCAGACCAUGGAAAUGCUGAGCAACUGCAAAUGCCAAAUCGAACUGGCAACAGUAGUAACAACAAUGACAACAAUGAGGAGGAGCAGACACCUACCAAUUCAGAGCCCAGUGACACAGCAAAGGUUGGCAUGGCUGUCAAAAGCACAGGUCUGAACGGUUUAGUUUGCACAGGAACUGGUAGACGUCGUGGGAAGAGAAGAGGUCCUUGGGCAUAUACAACACCUGAAGCUCGUUCCCAAAAGCGGAAAGGCAAACUGCGUGAGGUAUUGGCGACAUGUGAGGCAAAUGAACUGGCAGAGGUUGCAGGCCCUGCUGUGGCAGGUGUUCUGUCACUCUGGGACUUGUUGUUGCUUCGAGUGGAAGCUGUGAGAGCUGAGGAGAGCUACGUUGUCACUUUGUGUGAUGAGCUACAAGCACUGCUGGAGAAAGUGCGAGCUGUUGCUAGUGAGAUCCUCAAGCCUCAGGAUGUUAAGGCUGACAGCAAAGAACAGCAAUUGCAGCUUCAGGACAAAGUCCUAUGUACAACCCUUGGAGUGGCCAGUGGGACAUAUCUUGUGGAUAAUCAUAAGUUGCAGCACUUCACUGGAGCCAGAUUACCUCCAGAUGAGCAAGCAGUUAAACGGAUGAGAAUGGACAUACAGAAUGAUGAAGAGGUAGAAAAUGAAGGUAGAGAAACUGGAAGUGUGACUGCAAAUCGUGAUAUGACGGAGGAAAGUGGUGUGAACAGUGGUAGAGAUGAUGACCACGUUCCAAAGAACAAAGAUACUGAUUGCCCAGAAGUUCUUUCAGCUCUCACAUUAGUUGCCAAAUCAGCUGUAGGUCAGGGAUCUAAAAGGGACCAGUCACUUGCCCCUGCUCGGACGUCAGGGGAUGAUGGUUCCAAAGCGAUAGCCGAAGUGACAAAAAGUGAAGUUUUCUUGCUGUCAGGUAAGAGCAGUGACACGUGUGCAAAGCCUGCUUCUGGGAGUGCUGGACACAUUAUCGAUUCAAGCACAAGAUUGCAGCAGUCAGACCAUCCAUCUGAGUUUCCAAACUGUGAGCAGCAAACACAGGAUUAUCAGACUGUAGAUGACAUUGUAAACGAGAGACUGAAGAAUCUCACUGGUGGGAGCAAUUUGGUAGACUUUUCAGAGGCAGUGCCCAUGAGCACCGUGUCAGCAUCCUCCACCAAUAUUUCAAAGCCAUCCAUUGUUUCUUCGCAAGAUCUGAUGGAUAGGCUCGGUCAGUUUCGUUCUCUGCGAUUACCUAGUGACAUCACAAGUAAUGCAGUAUCAUCAUUUGAUCCAGAAAUUGCCUUGGCUGCAAUGGGUGAAGGUGAACCCGACUCUGUUAAUGCUUCAAAUCAACAUUUCCCUUCUACGUUACAGCAAAUGGAAGCUGUACCUAGUGAUUCUGGUUCAUCAUUUGAUCCUGAAGUUGCAUUGGUUGCAAUGGGUGAAGGAGAACAGUCAACAUCAGUACAGCUCCAGCAUACUAGGUAUCAGGAAAUUGAUAAUGUGCCAAAUGGAUCAACAUUCACUCCAGAAGAUGCUCUGGUGGUGAUGGGAGAAGGGGAACAUAGCCCUGUUGCGGGUGCGACACUUCCGCAGUUUCACAACACCCUGCCACACAUGGCAGACAUUACAAAUGAUGCAAGACCUUCAUUCGAUCCCGAAAUUGCUUUGGCUGCAAUGGGAGAAGGAGAGCAGGUCACAGAUGGUGGACCAACAGAAAACCAGUUUCAGUCUGCACUACCACAAAUCAAUAUGAAUAUGUCUGGCAGCACUGGAACACCGUUUGAUCCUGAUGCAGCCUUAGCAGCAUUGGAUGAGAGGGACAAAUCAGCAAAUGAAAUCGAGAAUCAGUUUUCCUCCGUAGGAAAUGUGUCAGGUAACUCAUACAGUUCAGGAAUGGAUCUUGGUGAUACUGGUGAUAAUGAAAGUAAUAAAUCGGUUCCACGAUGUACAGAGAAUGUGACUCAUGUUUCAAGGUUUGAUCCAAAUAUGGCCCUGGUCGCUAUGGAGGAAGAACAUACCAUCACAGCCAAUGAAUCGGCACACAUUCCUUAUGAACCCCCCUUACCACAGACAAGUACGUCAGGUGAACAAGGUUCUUCAUUUGAUCCAGAAAUUGCACUAGCUGCUAUAGGUGAUGGAGAGUCUGUUCAAACAUGCACAUCUUCACAGAGACCGCAUGCACGUGUUCCCAUUGUCAACACAGGAUCUUUCCAGCUGCACUGUGGACCUGAUCUGGGACUAGCCGACACAAGUAUGGAUGUGAGUCUAGAUGAAUCAGGCCCAGAAAUUGACUUUGAGGCCCUUAGUGAAGAAUUCAGUAGGAACACAAGGCACAGGUGAUGCAACGAAAAGGCCAGUGAAGGCCACUGUUAAUUCAUGAUACCAGAUAUUUAUAGAGGCUGUGAGUUGGUCUCAGAGGCGAUAUUACCUUAAGUACAUCAUCUUAGAACAUAGUCUUUGUUGUGUGAACAAAGAAGAGUUAACAGAAUAGGCAAAUUCUGGGCUUCAGUGAUCAGUGUGGAAAAUGACAGCGGAGACAAUGAUAAUGCAAACAGAAUGUCAAGUCACUGUGAGAUUUGGUUUAUUUUAAGGUUUUCUUUCUUGUCCCCACACUAGUUACAUUGGUCUAGCAUAAAAUUAAAUUUUGUACCUUGAAGUAGGGAGAAAUAUCAUUUUCCAAUCAAGCCAUUCAUUUUCCUAUAAGAGAUAUGUAUUUGAAAAAAUGUCUUUAUUGUAUAAAAUGUUACUUUUCCUAUUUUACUAUGAACUAAUUCACUGACUGUGUAAAUAUGGCAUGAUUGUAUAUAUAAAUAAUGUAUUCUCAUCAAGUUUGUAAAGUCUUUAAGUCUGUGAUGCUCACUUUUGCUAUCUUGAUGGGUGCUGCAUCAUUGUUACAAAUCACUUAACAUGGUUUUAUGUUGCUAAUUUAUUGAACCUAGUUUACAGCAGUGCAGUGUAAAUACAUGAAAUGAACUGAAAUGGACCACAAUGGAAAACAGAUGUUUUACAUAUGCAUAUAAGUGUACUGUAUGCAAAAUUCUAAAGUGACACACUGUUAAUAAAACACAGAAGGAAAUACUUUGGUAAAACCAGA